Messenger RNA from Mustela erminea (ermine), 4343 nucleotides. RefSeq names its product cholinergic receptor muscarinic 5 (gene CHRM5). Gene Ontology annotation, molecular function: G protein-coupled acetylcholine receptor activity; G protein-coupled serotonin receptor activity. Gene Ontology annotation, cellular component: dendrite; plasma membrane; synapse. The transcript has 2 exons. The coding region runs from base 156 to 1754 and encodes 532 amino acids. Gene Ontology annotation, biological process: adenylate cyclase-inhibiting G protein-coupled acetylcholine receptor signaling pathway; G protein-coupled receptor signaling pathway, coupled to cyclic nucleotide second messenger; chemical synaptic transmission. NCBI's taxonomy places the organism in Eukaryota, Metazoa, Chordata, Mammalia, Carnivora, Mustelidae. The record is from RefSeq and is a predicted model, not a curated record.
AGCGAAGUAGAGAAGGCAUUUCAGGUACCGGAGCUUACUAUUUCCAGCCAGAAUUAGAUUACUGAGCUUCAAACACUCCACUGCCAGAUGCUGACCAAGAAGAGGUGAGAUAGAAAAGAGAUGGUUUAGAACCCAAGACUUAAUUCUAAUUAAGGAUGGAAGGGGAAUCUUACCACAAUACAACCACUGUCAAUGGCACCCCGGUAAGUCACCAGCCUUUGGAACGCCAUAGGUUGUGGGAAGUCAUCACUAUUGCGGCUGUGACUGCUGUGGUAAGCCUGAUCACGAUUGUGGGCAACGUCUUAGUCAUGAUCUCCUUCAAAGUCAAUAGUCAGCUGAAGACUGUGAACAACUAUUACCUGCUCAGCUUAGCCUGUGCAGAUCUCAUCAUUGGGAUCUUCUCCAUGAACCUCUAUACCACCUACAUCCUCAUGGGACGCUGGGUGCUUGGCAGUCUGGCUUGUGACCUCUGGCUCGCCCUGGACUACGUGGCUAGCAACGCUUCCGUCAUGAACCUUCUGGUGAUCAGUUUUGACCGUUACUUUUCUAUCACCAGACCUCUGACAUAUCGGGCCAAACGUACCCCAAAAAGGGCUGCCAUCAUGAUUGGCUUGGCCUGGCUGAUCUCCUUCAUCCUUUGGGCCCCAGCGAUCAUCUGCUGGCAGUACCUGGUUGGAGAGCGGACGGUACCACCAGAUGAGUGCCAGAUCCAGUUUCUGUCCGAGCCCACCAUCACCUUCGGCACUGCCAUUGCUGCCUUCUACAUCCCCGUUUCUGUCAUGACGAUCCUCUACUGCCGAAUCUACAGGGAGACAGAGAAGCGGACCAAGGACCUGGCUGACCUCCAGGGCUCUGACUCCAUGGCGGAAGCAGAGCCAAGAAAGCCGGCUCAUAAGUCUCUGCUGACAUCCUGCUUUAGCUGCCCUCGUCCCACCCUGGCCCAGAGGGAAAGGAACCAAGCCUCCUGGUCAUCCUCUCGCAGGAGCACCUCCACCCCUGGGAAGCCGUCCCAAGCCACGGGCCCAAGCACCGAGUGGGCCCAAGCCGAGCAGCUCACUACCUGUAGCAGCUACCCUUCCUCGGAGGAUGAGGACAAGCCUGCCACAGACCCUGUCUUCCAAGUAGUCUAUAAGAGUCAGGCCAAGGAAAGCCCGAGGGAAGAAUUCAGUGCCGAAGAGACCAAGGAGACGUUUGUGAAAGCUCAAGCUGAAAAAAAUGACUAUGACACCCAAAAAUACUUCUUGUCCCCCGGUGCUGCUCAUAGACCCAAGAGUCAGAAAUGUGUGGCCUAUAAGUUCCGGCUGGUGGUGAAAGCUGAUGGGACCCAGGAGACCAACAACGGCUGUCACAAAGUGAAAAUCAUGCCCUGCUCCUUCCCAGUGUCCAAGGACCCUUCGACGAAAGGCCUGGAUCCCAGCCUCAGCCAUCAAAUGACCAAACGAAAGAGAAUGGUCCUCGUCAAGGAGAGGAAAGCAGCCCAGACCUUGAGUGCCAUUCUCCUGGCCUUCAUCAUCACCUGGACCCCUUACAACAUCAUGGUCCUGGUUUCCACCUUCUGUGACAAGUGUGUCCCGGUCACCCUGUGGCACUUGGGCUACUGGUUGUGCUAUGUCAACAGUACCGUCAACCCCAUUUGCUAUGCCCUCUGCAACAGAACCUUCAGGAAGACCUUUAAGAUGCUGCUCCUCUGUCGGUGGAAAAAGAAAAAAGCAGAGGAGAAGUUGUACUGGCAAGGGAAUAGCAAGUUCCCCUGAAGAGUUAAUGACUCCCCGCAAAAGAGUAACCACAGCCAAUUUCUUCUGAGGAUGGGUGAGCUCAUUCAGGUGUAUUUAUUUUCAAAAAAAGACAUCUGUCAUUUUGGGCACCCAAGGAUUUCGUAAAGGCUUGAGAUCUGUCACCAAAAGGAAGGAGUCAGAGCUGCUACAAGUGCGGCCAUAUUGAAUGAUUCUUGCCUAUGACCAAGGUCACCUGAUGCCACUGGAGUUUGCUGCUGAAGUGAAGAGACAGACGUGUGCCCCUUCACAGGAGGAGGAAUGCCGGGUCACAGUGAACAGUGAUGUAGGGAACUUUUGCUCCUUGUCCUUUGGGGAGCAGCAGGGACUGGGUAGAAAUCUUCCCUGUGGUAAAGUGUAUUGAGGUUUUUGGCAAUAUAUAUGUGUCUAUGAAGUUGUCUCCUAUCAGUGAGAACUGGGAGACUGUCACCUGUUACCAAGAGUGAUGUUCAGUUGGCUUCUAAGACUCUUAUUUGUUUAUAAACUGAUCAGUAUUAUGCAGCUAUUAGGUGUUCUUACUGUGGUAUGUUUUUCUGUCCCUACAUCUGAGUGAGGCUCUACUCUUUCCUUUCACAACCGAUGCCAAUUCCAGGUACCCACUGAAACCAUGCUGGUCCCUAUGUUACCAUCCUUUCUCUCAGAAUUCUGGGUCUGGAAGGAUACUGAAACCUGAUCCCACCUGGUCCUUUGGGGGGCCUCUACUCUGCUCAUUAAGAUGGUCCAGUGGGAAUUUUACCAGUGGGAAUUUUUUUCAUUUCAUCUAAACAAAUACUGUGUAUUCUAUUUUGUGCCCAUGUGGGUAUAAUUAUUUAUUCUCUGUUCUAAGGAAGACUACUUCACUGCAUAAAGAUCUUCUCUGGGCUAUUUAAUCACAAUUUCUUUGUUUUCAGAGGGCUUACUUUCUAAUCUCUACCCAAGGCCAACCUGAGUCAAAAUGCAGAAAACAAAUUUGGUUUUACUCCAUUCUUCCGAAAUUCUUCCAGAACUCUUUUGCCUGCUCCUAUUUCCCUCAUCCAGACAUAGGUCACAACUAGGCACAAUCAGGUCACUGUGCUGUCUCCAGCCAGAAAUGCUGUUUGGAGGGACAGCAGGGGAAAGGCUUUCUUUCUUUUCUUUUUUUUUUUUUUUUUAUUUUCUUUUUCUUCUUCUUCUUCUUUUUUUUAAAAAUAGGUCCUUCAGAUCAUGGCUCAGAAAUGACUUAGUCAUUCCUCUCCAAAUUCACUGGCAAAGAUGAGAAGCUCGGAAAAGUACACCUGAGGGCCAGUAAAGCUGGCUAUAGUCAUUAAAAACGAAGGCCUCAUCUUGGAAAACAAAACACAGAUCACAGUAAUAUAUCAAAAUAAAACAUAUCAAUAUAACAUGCAUUAGAGUAUCAAAAUGAUAAAAAACUAUAUUUAAGUGAAAUUUCUGUGUAUAUAAACAAACUGAAUCCAAGGUAGGUUUUUUUUUUUUUAAUUCUGAGAAUACACCCAUAUUCAAGAAAUAAACUGUAAAAGCACACACAAAGAAUAAAAGACCCACAAAGAAAGCAAGCAGUAUAGUACACAUGAAGGUUUUAAAGACAAAGCCCUCCUGUCAGACAGAACCUUGGCUGAUUACAUCUGCGAUUGCAUUUUAUCAUCUCCAGACUUCAGUUCACUUAAUGUAGGCCAGUUGUCUGCAGCCUCGUUUGUGGUGGGGAUAUGACAGAGUCACUUGAGUGGUCCUGGGAACGACACAUGUCCUUGAGCUUUCAUCGACCACUGAAGAGGGAGUCCGCCUAUUACAUCAAGUCCCAAGAAGGCUUGAAGACAGGAUAGAACAGGUGUACCCCAGUCUCUCCCCAAGCCUUGUGGGGACUUGAUGAUGUGGAGCUGGAACAUUCUAGAAGCAGUGUAGCUACUGAGCCUUUGUGAAGGGCAGGCUGACACCCGCCAAGAAUUUCAUAGAGUGUAUUACUUAAUUGGCUCAGUUGACUGGGAGAGAUGCUCUGAGGCCUGGGUGAUGCCAACAGGGUGUGACUUCAUAGGCAAACCUGCUCUACCAGCUCUAGAUAAACAGUUGCUUUUUUUUUAGGUUAAGACUUUGAUUCCUGACAGAAAUGAAAAUCCCUCCAAGAGCACUCUGAGCCUACAUUGGGCAUUCACUGUUCACAGUAGAGAGAGACACAAGCUAAUUCAGACAAAAGAAUGCAGAACUGGUGGGGAGGGAGGGGGGGCUGCGGGGGCACAUUUUUCAUACCCCACAAUUGCCUAGGACUUAGCCUUCUCUGUUUAUCUUUUGUGAAAUUAACUGAGAGGAUUAUACUUCCUUUUUUAUCACUGGCUUUGGGAGGCAGCCUGUUUUAUGUGUUACCUAUGCCCCUAGGUAUAGAUUAAAAAAAAAAAAAAAAUCUAGGAGAAACUAGACUUCUUUAGAAUAGGGCCUGUUGUGGGGUCCUCAGUAUGAACAGAUCCAACUGUAAACUACGGGGACCUGGCGGGUGGGUGGGUGGAUGGGUUGGUGUGGCAUGGGCUGACUUCCGAUCUUAGGCCUUCUAUGCCCCCAGUCUCCCAGGCUCCGUGUAUGGUAACCUACAUACAGCUUUGACUC